GCACAGGACUCCAAGGCUUCUGCGUCUACAACGCAUGCGGCGGCGGAACAGGAUCAGGUUCCGUUCCAGAUUUUGCCAACUCGGUGGCACUCGGUGGUUUCGACGCCAGGAACCUGGACAUCGAGCGACCCACGUACACCAACCUAAACCGCCUCAUCGCUCAGAUCAUUUCAAGCUUGACCGCAUCGCUGCGCUUCGAUGGCGCCUUGAACGCUUACCAUGAGCAGCUGUCCGUGGCGGAGAUCACCAUGUCCGUUUUCGAGCCGGCAUCAAUGAUGGUGAAGUGCGACCCACGCCACUUGGCAGGUGGUGACGUCGUUCCGAAGGAUGUGAACGCGGCAGUGGCUACCAUCAAGACCAAGCGCACCAUCCAGUUUGUGGACUGGUGCCCCACCGGCUUCAAGUGCGGCAUCAACUACCAGCCGCCGACCGUGGUGCCCGGUGGUGAUUUGGCCAAGGUCAUGC
This is a messenger RNA of Symbiodinium necroappetens, 465 nucleotides long. The record is from the annotation of a GenBank genome assembly. NCBI's taxonomy places the organism in Eukaryota, Dinophyceae, Suessiales, Symbiodiniaceae.